Molecule: messenger RNA, 1179 nt
Organism: Cherax quadricarinatus
Lineage: Eukaryota; Metazoa; Arthropoda; Malacostraca; Decapoda; Parastacidae
Gene: Prosalpha6
Product: Proteasome alpha6 subunit
Biological process (GO): proteasomal protein catabolic process; ubiquitin-dependent protein catabolic process
Cellular component (GO): proteasome core complex; nucleus; proteasome core complex, alpha-subunit complex
Source: RefSeq, a predicted model, not a curated record
AUUAUAUUUCAAGGCGGAAUUUAGUAAAGUGAGAACAGAAGUCGACGUUACGCGGCAUCAAAACAUCACCGGUGUUGUUGACGGAUCUCAGUUACUCGUCAUGUUUCGGAAUCAGUAUGAUAAUGAUGUCACAGUGUGGUCUCCGCAAGGGCGCCUCCACCAGGUGGAAUAUGCCAUGGAAGCAGUGAAACAGGGUUCUGCUACUGUGGGUGUCAAGAGCUCAUCCCAUGCUGUACUGGUUGCCUUAAAGAGAGCUUCUUCGGAACUUGCAGCUCACCAGAAGAAAAUAAUGCCAAUUGACAAACAUAUUGCUGUUUCAAUCUCAGGACUGACUGCUGAUGCUCGUGUCUUAUCAAGAUUCAUGCGGACAGAGUGCUUAAAUGAACAGUUUGCUCAUAAUCAGGCUCUAUCCUUAAAUAAACUGAUGGAACGUGUUGGUGCCAAAAUGCAGAUUGCAACUCAGCGCUAUGACAAGAGGCCAUAUGGUGUUGGUCUUUUAUUAGCAGGCUUCGAUGAAGAUGGCCCCCAUAUCUACCAGACCUGUCCCUCUGCUAACUACUAUGACUGCCAGGCCAUGGCAAUAGGUGCACGUUCCCAGAGUGCUCGUACCUAUCUUGAACGCCACCUUGAUGAGUUUCGCAGUUCUACUCGGGAAGAGCUUAUCCGUCAUGCACUACGUGCUCUUAGAGAUACUCUUCCAAAUGAUGUUGAACUCACCAAUAAGAACUGCAGCAUAGCAAUAGUAGGUAAAGGUGAGGAUCUUAGUAUAUAUGAUGAUGAUGAUGUAAAUCCAUACCUGGAAGGCCUAGACCAAGAGGAACGACGGGGUGGUGCAGGAGGAGCUAGAGACGCUCAACCACCAGCUGCACCUACUGCUGCUGGUGAGGAGGAUGAUGCAGCCUCUGCACCUCCACCACCUCCAACAGACGAGCAGCCACAGGGCGAUUCAAUGGAGACGGACUAAGACUGCAUCCUUCAGUAUGUCUGUAUUUGGGUUUAGUUUAUUUUUUCACUUUUAAUUUUGAAAUGGAUGUUUUAAGAUUAGAAGCUGCACAUGAUACAACUUAAUUUAACAUUUAUAAUAUAUAUCAGAAAUCUUAGUUUGUGCUAUCUUGUCUUUGGUGGAUAUUUUGUUACCUUUAACCCUUGUGAAAUUACUUAAUAAAAAGUUAUAUACAA